AUGUCACGACUUAGCUGUAGAAGGAGACUAGCGGCUAGAGCGCGAGCGUGCGUGCGAGGUCGGCCCAGAGCUGAGCUCGCGCGGCGUGCGCGGCAGCGCGGCGGCCCGCCAGCCCGCCCAGCGAGCCCCGCGCCGCGCACACGUACGCGCGCGCCACGCGGCCCUCCUGCAACACAAACGACAUCUCAACAACUCACAGUUAGAUGCAGCGCGCGCGGCGCGGCCGGUGCGGCGGCGGCGGCCGCGCGCUCCCCGUGCAGGCCGCGCGACAGGCGCGCGCACAGCGCACUGUACGCGCCGCACGCGCGCGCAGCAGCAGCGCCUCGUCGCGCCGCACGCGUCGCGGCCCGCCGCGCCGCGCACAGCAGCAGCGCGGCCGCGGCCUCGUCGUCCCACGCCGGCUCCGGCUCGCGGCCCGCCGCGCCCGCCGCCCUACACACACACACACAGUCACGCGCGCCCAGCAGCAGCGCGGCCGCGGCCUCGUCGUCCCACGCCGGCUCCGGCUCGCGGCCCGCCGCGCCCGCCGCCCUACACACACACACAGUCACGCGCGCCCAGCAGCAGCGCGGCCGCGGCCUCGUCGUCCCACGCCGGCUCCGGCUCGCGGCCCGCCGCGCCCGCCGCCCUACACACACACACAGUCACGCGCGCCCAGCAGCAGCGCGGCCGCGGCCUCGUCGUCCCACGCCGGCUCCGGCUCGCGGCCCGCCGCGCCCGCCGCCCUACACACACACACAGUCACGCGCGCCCAGCAGCAGCGCGGCCGCGGCCUCGUCGUCCCACGCCGGCUCCGGCUCGCGGCCCGCCGCGCCCGCCGCCCUACACACACACACAGUCACGCGCGCCCAGCAGCAGCGCGGCCGCGGCCUCGUCGUCCCACGCCGGCUCCGGCUCGCGGCCCGCCGCGCCCGCCGCCCUACACACACACACAGUCACGCGCGCCCAGCAGCAGCGCGGCCGCGGCCUCGUCGUCCCACGCCGGCUCCGGCUCGCGGCCCGCCGCGCCCGCCGCCCUACACACACACACAGUCACGCGCGCCCAGCAGCAGCGCGGCCGCGGCCUCGUCGUCCCACGCCGGCUCCGGCUCGCGGCCCGCCGCGCCCGCCGCCCUACACACACACACAGUCACGCGCGCCCAGCAGCAGCGCGGCCGCGGCCUCGUCGUCCCACGCCGGCUCCGGCUCGCGGCCCGCCGCGCCCGCCGCCCUACACACACACACAGUCACGCGCGCCCAGCAGCAGCGCGGCCGCGGCCUCGUCGUCCCACGCCGGCUCCGGCUCGCGGCCCGCCGCGCCCGCCGCCCUACAACACACACAGUCACGCGCGCCCAGCAGCAGCGCGGCCGCGGCCUCGUCGUCCCACGCCGGCUCCGGCUCGCGGCCCGCCGCGCCCGCCGCCCUACACACACACACAGUCACGCGCGCCCAGCAGCAGCGCGGCCGCGGCCUCGUCGUCCACGCCGGCUCCGGCUCGCGGCCCGCCGCGCCCGCCGCCCUACACACACACACAGUCACGCGCGCCCAGCAGCAGCGCGGCCGCGGCCUCGUCGUCCCACGCCGGCUCCGGCUCGCGGCCCGCCGCGCCCGCCGCCCUACACACACACAGUCACGCGCGCCCAGCAGCAGCGCGGCCGCGGCCUCGUCGUCCCACGCCGGCUCCGGCUCGCGGCCCGCCGCGCCCGCCGCCCUACACACACACACAGUCACGCGCGCCAGCAGCAGCGCGGCCGCGGCCUCGUCGUCCCACGCCGGCUCCGGCUCGCGGCCCGCCGCGCCCGCCGCCCUACACACACACACAGUCACGCGCGCCCAGCAGCAGCGCGGCCGCGGCCUCGUCGUCCCACGCCGGCUCCGGCUCGCGGCCCGCCGCCCUACACACACACACACACACACACACAGUCACGCGCGCCCGCCGCAGACACGUACUGCGCGGCGGCGGCCAGUUGCGGGUCGGCACCGGAUCCGGCGGCCGCGCCCAGCCCGCUCAGCGCCGCGCCCAGCUCCCGCAUGUCACUCCUCUCGGCUUCACAUCUUUCUUGCACUAUAACAAACCACACAAAUAUAAUAGACUCCCUGCAUAUCUAAUCUAA
Molecule: messenger RNA, 2094 nt
Organism: Spodoptera littoralis (African cotton leafworm)
Lineage: Eukaryota; Metazoa; Arthropoda; Insecta; Lepidoptera; Noctuidae
Source: the annotation of a GenBank genome assembly